AUGGUCGCCAUGGCCACCGUCCGAUUCACACCCCACGAACGGGGCGUCCGGCUUCUCGUGGUAGCCUCGGUGCUGGCCAUCAGCACCUUGCAGGGCUGCGAGCCUGAGACCCCAGAGGAGCUUCAGGGCACCAGUGACACAGCCUUGGCUUUUGCUAUCGUUGGCACUGUGCUUGCAGUGUUGGGCCUUGGCGGUGGUUGGUGCUCGGUGUGCAUGGACGACGGGCCGUCUUCGGAAAAACGCUCAUACUGCGCCUGCGCAGUGGGAUUUCUUUGCUGCUGGCUCGUCGUUGGUCUUCCUCCUUGGAUUGUCUUCGCCAACUACCAAGCGCAAAUGACAUGCGACACGUUGCGCAGCAUGCAGCCGGAGCUGUGCUGGAGGGGUACCUGGUGGGGAUGGCAGGAGGGUUCGGAGGGUUCAGGCUUCACAGCACUGGAAUGCUGCAGGGGUCCGCCCGUGGCAACUGUGACAAUGACAUCCGUGACCAUGACAUCUACGACUAUGACACUCACCACUCUGCCCGCGAUCCCUUACUGCCAAUGCGAAGCUGCAUCAAGCUCAGCCCUUCAAUGCGAGACUGGCGCUGGGCGAAGCUGCAUCACCAAUUUGACGGAUUGGACGGCUUGCUUUGAAGAGGGACGCCUGUGUGAAGCGAGUGACGGAUGCAUCACAAAGCCAGAAUUUGUGGCGAACUGUGCGCAAUUUGGCAAAGCAGAGUGCAAGGAGCAGAGGGCAUGUUACUACCAAGCCCCUAAUUUGGUCUAUAGAAUGGCUUGCAGGAGCCAAGGCGCCAACAAUGCAAGCGCAAAAGCCCAUGCACUUUGCUCUGAAUACAGUAGCAAAAUGACGUGCAACGGGCAAACAAUUUGUCAAUGGACACUUGUUGAGUAUGACAAUGAGCCUUGCAAGAAUGGUGGCGUGCACGUUGGAUGCCUUGGCAUCACAGAGCAGCUGGAUGCUAGAUGUGCCAUCCAUGAAACGUCGUCUUCAUGCAAACUGGGGUCUGAUCAUGACAUUUGUGAGUGGAAAGGGCUUUGCCACUGCACGUCAGAGUUUUUCGGCGACAACUGCCUGCAGGAGAGGGUUCAAUACGUGAAUGGAGGGCUGUGCCUCCAGAGUGCUUCGCGCCCAGCCAUUUGCAAAGGCUUGGUGAUUGCCGCAUCUUCCGAGGAUCGGGAAUUCUGCAGCCCUGAGCAGGAUUGCGAAGUUUGGGACCGGGUGAAGUACAUGCUCGGAAUCAUGUAUGAAGCUGAACUUGGGGACAUUAUCAUUGACAGUCUCGCCAUAUGCUUCUGCCUUGCGGCCCUUUGCUUAAAGCAUAAGGGUCAGCGUGGGAAGUACAUCCUUUUGGCGACCUUCGUCAGCUUCAUGGCAGACAUUGCCCUGGAGGUCUUGUUGGCAGACUCUGUUGGAGGGGCCAAGGAUGUUGUGGCCGAGUUAGAGGAAGCUGUUUGCAUCUCCCCACAAGGUGACUUCUACAAUUCGCUGGUGAUCCUAAAAGAUUUGGCAAACACCAUCGCAACUCUCGCAUGGGUGAACGUGGGAAUUGCCAUUCUUGGUGGCCUCAGCGAGGUCUUGCAGACCUUCAUGGAUGCAUGCGGCAAGAAGGUGCUGGAACGUACUGCAGUUGGCUUGGUGGUGGCAGCAUCCGUUUUUGAGCUGGGGCUCGGAUGCAUUAGCUUUGGGUUCAACACCCUGGAGUUCAUCGCCGUGGUGAAAGAUAUCGAGGUUGCUGCCCUAGGCUUGCAGACCAUGGAAGACGACUAUGGACACAUGUGCUAUGUGAGGAAUCCCGAUUUGACGCCAGCAACUGCGCAGGGUGUGAUGUGGAUCCAACCUGGUUUGAUCAUGGUGAUGCCUAGUGUGGUGGUUUGUUGCUUCUUCCUGGCUGCAGCAGUCUACACCUACAGGUGUGCUCCGCCGGAUGAACCUGAAGAUGAGGCACCUCAAGAGGUGGUGAUCACCACACCGCGCACGCCCGGCACGCCGCGCUCGCCGCGCACGCCGCGCUCCGCGGAUGCUCCGGUGCCUCCAGAUGUGCCUGAUGGAAGUGAAGAUUGA
Durusdinium trenchii is the source of this 2061-nucleotide messenger RNA. The record is from the annotation of a GenBank genome assembly. Lineage: Eukaryota; Dinophyceae; Suessiales; Symbiodiniaceae.